AUGUCCAGCAGUGGUGGCGAGAGCGAAAGCAGCGAAACGAACGUCAGUGCCGCGAUGAGCAGCGUCGAGGCAGCGGCCUGUGCUAUGCUUACCGAUUCGGAAAACACAAACAACGAGAACCGGGUGAUAGAGAUGGCAGCGACGAAUCCUCCCGGGCAUCAGGGGGCCGUGGAAGACGCCGACCGUUCCCAACAAUCUGCGGAAGAGGCGGAAGUGGCCGCCCUCAAGGGCAGUAGUGAAGCCGAUGACACACCCCAGUCGGAGGGCCAGAAGGACGGUGAAAAAAGUGUUGUGUCGCCGGGUGGGCCAUCGCGAACCCAAGAUCAGUACGCCGAGCAUGUGACGUACAAUGAGGCCGGUGAAGCAAUAUACACGGAUCCGGCCACCAAAUAUCAGUAUCGGUGGUCCAGUGAGAAAAACGAGUGGGUAUCCCUGGCGGUCACUACCACGGCACAGUCGGACGAUAAUCCCUUCGAGAACGAACACUAUCGGUGGUGCCACGAGACAAAAAAGUGGCUCCCGAAGGAGACUGCUACCGAAACGGAACACUACCGGUGGGAUGAAGCUACUGCAAAGUGGAUUCCGAAGCACCAACCGCCAACCGCCGACGCGGACAGUGACGAGCGUCAGUACGGAUACGAGGAUGGUGUGCACACGUAUAAGGACAAGGACGGUGCCGUUUACUUCUGGGACGAUGAGCGGAAAGCGUGGUUUCCAAAGAUCGACGAUGACUUUAUGGCAAUGUACCAGCUGAACUAUGGUUUUAUUGACAACACCUCCGGCGCGUCUGGAACGGAUGCUUCCAAAACGGUGGAACCACCGAAGCCGAUUCCAAGCGGCUCGCAACCGGCGGAAAAGGAUCCGGCGGAUGAUGCUGCAGGGCAACAGGCGAAGGGAAAGAAACGCAAGGCGCCACCGGAGCCACCCAAGUGGUUCGAGCUGGCACCGGAGAACAACACGAAAGUGUACGUGUCAAACCUGCCGACCGACAUUAGUGAGGAAGAGUUCGGCGAAGUGAUGUCCAAGUGUGGCAUGGUGAUGAAGGACCCGAAAACGCACAAACUGAAGUUGAAGCUGUACCGCGAUGUCGAUGGAAAACCGAAAGGUGACGGCCUGUGUCACUACAUUAAGAUCGAGUCGGUGGAUUUGGCGUUGAACAUUCUGGACAACUACGAUGUGCGCGGCCACAGGAUCAAGGUGCAGCGGGCUGAGUUCCAGAUGCGCGGCGAAUACAACCCUACGCUGAAGCCCAAAACGCGAAAGAAGGAAAAGGAGCGCCAAAAGAAGAUGCAACAAUCACUGUUCGAUUGGCGACCGGAGAAGAUGCGAGGCGAGCGGUCAAAGCACGAGCGGAUCGUCAUCAUACGGAACCUGUUCGAGCCGGAGCUGUUCGAUCGCGAAGUACACCUACUGCUCGAGUACCAGAACGAUCUGCGCGACGAGUGCGGCAAGUGUGGCACGGUGCGGCGUGUCCUGCUCUACGACCGGCAUCCCGAGGGGGUGGCCCAGGUGACGAUGAGCGACCCGGAAGAGGCCGAUCUCGUGGUGCAGCUGAUGAACGGGCGUUUCUUUGGCCAGCGGAAGCUAACGGCCGCCAUUUGGGACGGGCGAACAAAGUUCCGGAUCGCCGAAACCGACGCCGAUAUCGAUAAGCGACGGGGCAAUUGGGAACAGUUUCUCGAAACGGACCCGGAAAAACCGGGCGCACCGGAUGAUAAGAAGGAACCAUCGAAGGAUUCACUUGCCGAGAAGAGCUUGCCGAACCGUGAGACGGCCGAUCCGGACCGGGCGGGACCGGAAAUGAAACUCGAACACGAGCCGGAAGCCGAGAAGGGAACGAAGCAGGACGCACCGGAGGAUGAGUAAACGUUUGAAUAUGAUGAUUGAUUGUAAUUGGCUUAGAGGAAUCGAAAUU
Anopheles cruzii is the source of this 1915-nucleotide messenger RNA. RefSeq names its product HIV Tat-specific factor 1 (gene barc). The transcript has 4 exons. Gene Ontology annotation, biological process: mRNA splicing, via spliceosome. NCBI's taxonomy places the organism in Eukaryota, Metazoa, Arthropoda, Insecta, Diptera, Culicidae. Gene Ontology annotation, molecular function: RNA binding. Gene Ontology annotation, cellular component: U2 snRNP; U2-type spliceosomal complex. Bases 1 to 1866 code for a protein of 621 amino acids. The record is from RefSeq and is a predicted model, not a curated record.